Molecule: messenger RNA, 1966 nt
Organism: Linum tenue
Lineage: Eukaryota; Viridiplantae; Streptophyta; Magnoliopsida; Malpighiales; Linaceae
Source: the annotation of a GenBank genome assembly
CUCCGAAGGCCAUAAUUCAAGCCAUUUCCCUUCCCUUCUCUUUCUUCUGGUCCGGCGGUCUCUGCCUCCCGUCAUUCUCAGUCCUAACUUCCCCAGACUCUUUAACCUCUACCUUCUGCAAUCCGUUCCUUAGGAAUGGUCGAUGGCUUUUUAGGGCAAAUGGGUCAGGAGAGUAGCGGGCAACUGAAUUCUAGCUCUGACCAUGACGGCUCCGGUGAGGGAGAGCCCGGUUCUCCUCCAGGCGGCACGGCUUCCACUUCCAGCAACCAACCGCGGCGCUUCCCGUUGGCGGCUCAGCCGGAGAUUAUGAGAGCCGCCGAGAAGGACGACCAGUACGCUUCUUUCGUCUAUGAUGCCUGCCGCGAUGCUGUUCGUCAUCUCUUCGGUACAAGAGUUGCUCUGGCUUACCAAAACGAGACGAAGCUUAUUGGGCAGAUGCUUUAUUAUAUAUUGACAACAGGUGCUGGCCAGCAAACCCUUGGGGAAGAGUACUGCGACGUUAUUCAGGUUUCAGGGCCUUAUGAACUUCCACCAACGCCAGCCAAGAGGGCUCUUUUCAUUUUAUAUCAGACAGCUAUUCCUUAUCUGACUGAAAGAAUUAGCUCAAGAGUUGCUUCCCGUGGUAUUGCUCUUUCUGAGCUGCAGUCUGAUGACGACUACGGUGAAAUGGCUCCAGGGGGAAGUAAUAGGGUUCAGACUUCUGCAAUGGUAGAUGUUUCAUCUUACUCAACGCCUGGAAGAUCAGUUUCAUUACUAUCAAACUUAAAGCAGAAACUAUAUAGCCUUUGGUUGCUCACAGUUCGAAGAUGGCCUGCUAUGCUCCCUGUGGCUCGGGAAUUUUUGCAGUUGAUUCUACGGACAAACUUAAUGUUUUUCUACUUUGAAGGUUUAUAUUAUCACAUAUCUAAACGAGCAGCUGGCAUUCGUUAUGUUUUCAUUGGGAAGCCCUCCAAUCAAAGACCAAGGUACCAAAUACUUGGUGUAUUCCUUCUAAUUCAGUUAUGCAUCAUUGCGGCUGAAGGUCUUCGAAGAAGUAACUUGUCCUCUAUUUCAAGUACAGUUCAACAGACAUCCUUGGGGUCUCGCCAAACUGCAGGCCAAGGUCUUCCCAUAUUCAACGAGGAGGGAAAUUUGGUAUCCAUGGAGACUGGCAUGGGAAUUUCAUCGUCAGAUGCACCAUCAACGUCAGAGGUAACAAGCAGUGGGGUCAGCAAAUGUACGCUCUGCCUGAGUGAUCGUCAGCACCCAACUGCCACAGCAUGCGGUCAUGUGUUUUGCUGGUUCUCUCUCUGUCUUUCAUCUCCUUUUCACGGUGCUGCAUUAUGUACUUUUCUCAUCAGAACAUGGAUCGUUAAGGCAGUCUCCUUUUAUGCAGGAUCUGUAUUAUGGAGUGGUGCAACGAGAAGCCAGAAUGCCCUUUGUGCCGCACUCCAAUUACUCAUUCAAGCCUUGUUUGCUUGUACCAUUCCGACUUCUAGCAUGUCUGAUACUUGUAUCAUUGUAUGCUGAUACUUGCACUGGAGAAAGGAGAAGAGUUGGACUGCUUUGACAGCUCGUCAUUGCCACUAGGUUUAGUAAUGGAGCUCAGAUUUUCUGUGCAUGUAAAAUUCAAUGUUAUGGAAACAACUGGACAUUAGCUACAAAUAAGAACUGCAACUGGGUAUUGAUAAAGCAAAACAAACCCAGCCAGCUGUUUUUUUUAAUGAAUGUGGUUAGCCCAUAGUAGUUACAAGGGAUUCAACUCAUGGUGGUAGGAAAGCAGGAGCAUAGCUAUUAUCCAAUAACAUUGAAUUCAAAGUAGGAAAGAGUUGACGGGAUAUGAUUAUGAGGAUUAGGUAAAUGCUUGUGCUGACUUUGGUGGUGAUGUUGUAUGCACUGUUUCUUUUAUCUCUGAAGAUUCUUGCAUUCCUUUGAAGCCAAAUGUUCCAUAAUGUAAUCAACGGGAGAAGUCGAAUGACUUUUUUGA